Melospiza melodia melodia is the source of this 1392-nucleotide messenger RNA. RefSeq names its product ammonium transporter Rh type B-like. The record is from RefSeq and is a predicted model, not a curated record. Gene Ontology annotation, biological process: ammonium homeostasis; ammonium transmembrane transport. NCBI's taxonomy places the organism in Eukaryota, Metazoa, Chordata, Aves, Passeriformes, Passerellidae. Gene Ontology annotation, cellular component: plasma membrane. The transcript has a single exon. Bases 1 to 1392 code for a protein of 463 amino acids. Gene Ontology annotation, molecular function: ammonium channel activity.
AUGGCUGUGCCACCCUCCACCUAUCCCCGUCGCCUCCUGCCCCUCUUCCUGGGGCUGUUCCAGGGUGCCCUGCUCCUCUUCUUCGCCCUCUUUGUCACCUAUGAUGAGCCCUCAGCGCAGGAUACCAGCUUGGUGGCCAACCAGGUCUACAGCAGCUUCCCCUUCUUCCAGGACAUCCAGGUGAUGCUGGUGGUGGGGCUGGGACUCCUGCUGACCUUCCUGCCCCGCUACGGGUUCAGCGCCCUCACCCACAACUUCCUCCUGCUCAACUUCUCCAUGCAGUGGGCGCUGGUGCUGCAGGGCCUGCUGCACCACUUCCACCACGGCCAGAUCCACCUGGACCUGCACAAACUCCUCCUGUCUGUGUUCGCUGCUGUGACAGUGCUCAUCUCCGUGGGGGCCAUCCUGGGGAGGGCCAGCCCCUGCCAGCUGCUCGUCAUGGCCACCUGUGAGAUCCCCCUGUACCUGGCCAGCGAGUGGGUCAUUGUCACCUGCCUGGGCGUUCAGGAUGUGGGUGGCACCAUCACCAUCCACAUCUUCUCCUGCUAUUUUGGCCUUGGCGUGUCCAAGGCUCUGUUCAGGGCAACACAGCAGCCACUGCACCCCAAGGAGACCCCAACAACCAGCUCUGACCUCAUGUCCGUGGUGGGGACACUCAUCCUCUGGGUUUUCUGGCCCAGUUUCGUGGCUGUCCUCUGCCAGCCGGGCGAUGCCCAGCACCGUGCCAUCCUAAACACCCUCCUGGCCAUGAGUGCCAGCGCCAUAACCACCGUGGUGGUCUCCGGCCUGCUGGACAGGGACGGCAAGCUCAGCCCCGGCCACGUGCAGAACGGCAGCCUGGCCGGCGGGGUGGCCAUCGGCGUGCUGGCCGACAUGGCCGUGCCCCCCGCGGCCGCCCUGGCCCUGGGCAGCCUCUCGGCCGUGCUCUGUGUCCUCGGCUUCAGGUUCCUCACCCCGCUCCUGGCGAGGAAACUCACGCUCCACGACCAGUGCGGCAUCCACAACCUGCACGGCUUGCCCGGCAUCCUCGGGGCCGCAGCCAGCGUCGUGGCCGUGCUGGCGGCACCCCAGGACACUGCCGGGUCCCACCCCUCUCAGCUGUCCCCCGCUGGGGGCAAUGCCAGCGAGGCGGUGCUGGAGGGGCAGUGGGGGUCCCGAGGGGCGGGCGGGCGGGCGCUGUGCCAGGCGGCAGGGCUGGCCGUGGCCGUGGCUGCCUCGCUGCUGGCCGGGCUGCUCACGGGGAGCGCCCUCCGGCUGCCCGGCCUGGCCCGGCCGCCCGAGCGCCUCUGCUUCGAGGAUUCGCUGUAUUUUAAGAUCCACGAUCAGGCUGAGAGCCCGGGGCCAGACUGCAGCGCUGAGGAAGGAGCCCUGGCUCUGAAGGAGCAAGUUUAG